Messenger RNA from Manacus vitellinus (golden-collared manakin), 8761 nucleotides. It is a transcript of the gene SVIL, whose product is annotated as supervillin. The transcript is spliced from 41 exons. Gene Ontology annotation, biological process: barbed-end actin filament capping; actin filament severing; cytoskeleton organization. The coding region runs from base 811 to 7572 and encodes 2253 amino acids. Gene Ontology annotation, molecular function: phosphatidylinositol-4,5-bisphosphate binding; actin filament binding. Gene Ontology annotation, cellular component: cytoplasm; actin cytoskeleton. The record is from RefSeq and is a predicted model, not a curated record. NCBI's taxonomy places the organism in Eukaryota, Metazoa, Chordata, Aves, Passeriformes, Pipridae.
GCUCUACUGUUCCAACCAUAAAAGGUUGGUCCUCUGUGAAGUUGCCACACUGCAUUUGGCUUAGUCCUCUGAGGUCGGAGAGCCUAUAGCUUUUUAUGUGGAUAAAUCCAGUGAUGGAUGGAAAUACUAAAGGCAGAUCAAGGAAUAACACUGUUGAGGACUUCAGAUGGCAGCGAACUCUUAAAAGGAGAUUUUCACUAAUAAAUUUUUUGCUCUGAUGUUUGGAAUCAGCACUUGGAUAUAGCUCCUGCAUAUUUACUGCAUUUGGUGAACGCAUGCUUUUAGGAAAGCGCUGUUCUAAAUUUAUCUGACUUAUCUGAAUCAUCUUGACUGCACAUGUACUUGCCAGCCAUGCAUGUUGAUAUUUGGUAACUUUUGUGAAGUCACUUUUCUGUUUUCUAAGCGGGUGAGUGUUAGGUCCUUUGGAAAGAAAUCUUAGCUAAAGUGAGUAACUUCUUUAAAACAAGAAUUAUUAAAUACUUGGCUAAAGAGAGCUUCAGGCGAUAUCUGUAACUAUUUUGAGAAGACUUUGAUUCCUUUUGCUACAUCCUUCUGUCCUCUGUGUAAAGGCAGACAAGUGGAUUUUUUACAGGACUCUGAAAUUUUGCCAAGGGAAACUCAGUCAGAUUUAAACCUUCACGAUUGCUCCUACGGAAGAGAGCGUUAAGUUUUCAGAAGGAGUUCUCACUUGAAGAUAAAGAAGAACUUGCAAACAGCACAAAGGAUAUUGAUGCUAAUCUCUUAGCAGUACUUCCGAAAGUUUCAGAAUUAAGAAAACUGUUUGAACCAAACAACCGAGAUUUUUUGGAAAUGAAAAGAAAAGAGAGAAUAGCUAGACGCUUAGAGGGAAUUGAAAAUGAUACACAACCUAUGCUUCUACAAAACUGCCCAGGUUCAGUCACACACCGUUUACUAGAGGAAGAUACACCAAGAUAUAUGCGUGCGACUGAUCCAUACAGUCCCCACCUAGGAAGAUCAAAUGAAGAGGAGGAAACUUCAGAUUCUUCUGUAGAAAAACAACCCAGAUCAUCCAGAUACCGAUCAGAAAUCACAGGAGGUAACACAGAGCCCUUGUAUAGUACAGGAAACAUGGAUGUCCAGGAACUAGAGUCAAAAGCAGAGAGAAUAGCUAGGUACAAGGCAGAGAGGCGACGCCAGCUGGCAGAAAAGUAUGGAUUAUCUCUUGAUUCUGAUUUGGAUUCUGACUACUCAUCCAGAUAUACGCGAGCAAGGAAAGAUCCCGACAGUGGGGAAAGAAAGGGAGUGAAAAGUGAAAGGCAAGAUGAUGAAAACAAGGACUAUGCCACCCUUUAUUUGUCCAGGACUGAGACAAAGGGGUCAAAGAGUGUAAUUUCUGAUUCCAAAGAGUACUCCAGCCGUGAAGAAAAAGACGACCUCUCAAAUGAAAAGAGUGCUAGAAAAGCAGAUGAUGACAGUGCCAUUAGACAGGCUUCUGACCCUUCAGCAAACUUGGAUAGUUCUGCCUCCCUUUCACUUUCUGUACGAGAAUCUUCCUCCUAUAACGAAGUGCCAAUACCACCAAAGCAAACCCCCAGAGAGUCCCUUUCUUCACCAAAGCGGGCAGCCUCACCCAUCCACUUGCAGAAUGACCAGCCCUUGCACAGUAACAGCAGACAAAGUAGUGCAGGGAAAGCAAAACCUGAAUGGUUUCUUCAGAAAGAUUCGGAAGGGGACACACCUUCACUUAUCAGCUGGCCCUCCAGAGUAAAAGUUAGAGAGAAAUUGGUGAAAGAGGAAAGUGCUCGUGGAAGCCCUGAACUUGUCACAGACACAGUAUCUCAGAGAAAAUCCCAUCCAGUUCCAGCCCACUACAUGCCUCUUCAGACAGAAACGUCUGCCUUUGAUAGGGUCAUAAAUCAACCCGUCAGUUCCGUCCGCCAACCAAUACAUGGCUAUAUUCAGCCUGCUGGCAUUGCUCACACAGCUCAGCUGAUGGCAGCAGAAGAACCAGAAAACAUCCCUGCUGGCAGCCUCCUCCCACCAGACAGUGUUAGCCUCAUAACAAAAUCGUCAGCAGCCACUGCAUCAGAGGGUGAAAAGAAAGAAGCACCCUGUUAUGGAACAAAACCUGAUGAAGAAGAUUCCUUGGAGGGUGAUCAGGCUUCCAAAGGCAGAAGACCAAUUUUGCCAUCUGAGAUUCGCAAGCAAGGGAAGAACCAUGAGGGCCUCUUCGGAGGAGGAGAAUUAGAUACCCCUGUGGGGAGUUCCUCAUUCGCAAGCAAGCCGAAAGUUAACUCAGAAGUUCAGAGAGAGUUGGAGUGCAAUAAGAGGCAGGCCCCCGAGCAGCAGUUUAAGCCCCCUGAGAACAUAGAAAGGAGCGAAGCUGUUAUGUACAUACAGAGUGGAUCUGUAUUGCAGCCUGCCAAGGCAAAGGCUCCUGUUUGGAAAGUGUCAACAACAAAGCACAAGGUCCUGACUCGCUCAAUGUCUGACUAUACUGUGACUCCUAAGCUAGAAGCUUUUAAAAAUAAGGACAGCAUGGAAGCAAAUCCACCAAAUGGUGAGAUUGGCAUGGUUGACACGAAAGUCUCUGUUGCCCAGCUCCGUAAUGUCUUUCUGGAGAGUGCUAAUGCCAACAAGAAAACGGAACUUGAAUCUCGGUCUGAGAUGUCAACGGCAGGUAGUACUGUGUCUGCCAAUGGUGACCGUGGGCCACGAAAGGCGAGGCGCUAUUUUACUCCUGGUGAAAAUAGAAAGACUUCUGAGAGGUUUAAAACUCAACCUAUAACAUCAGCAGAACGAAAGGAGACAGAUAGGUCAAUUUUCAGUGCAGAAAUACCAACUGCUGAAGAUGAAGAAAAAUUGGAUGACCGAGCCAAACUAAGCGUGGCUGCAAAGAGACUGCUUUUUAGAGAAAUGGAAAAAUCAUUUGAAAUGAAAAAUAUUCCUAAACCACCUACAAGAAGUUCAGCGGUAGAGAGAAGGCUGCGGCGUUUGCAGGACAGAUCUCACACACAACCAAUCACCAGUGAGGAGGUGGUCAUUGCAGCUACUGAAACUACCCCUGCUUCACGUUCUGUGAAUACCCACACAGUAGUGACAAGAGUACCUAGUCCCACUGUAGUUAAGAGCACUGUACAACCUACCAGCUUGCAGGCAUCAGCACAACAAAAAAUUUUAGCUAAAGAGGAGAUAAGAGCAGCCAAAGAGGCAAUGGGGCAAGAUCAGUCUGAUGAACCAGAUUCUUCCACCUUAAGUUUGGCAGAAAAGAUGGCUUUGUUUAAUAAACUGUCUCAACCAGUAUCCAGGGCCAUCUCCACAAGGAAUCGAGGAGAUCUGAGGCACAGGAGAAUGAAUGCUCGUUACCAGACUCAGCCAGUCACUCUUGGAGAAGUUGAGCAGAUGCAAUGGAAAAAAAAUAAACUGGUACAAAAUGAAAGUGGAAAAAUCACUCCCCUGUCAACUGCAGUUGCAACAUCAGUUUCAACGAUGGCAUCUGCCCUCGCUCCAUUGUUUGCUGGAGACCUGCACAUGAAGCCAGCUAGUGAUGGGAGCGUGAGUGCUGCUGCUAGAGCUGAUUUGAGGUUCCACUCUUCAGCAGAAAACUUGGACUCAUCAGGAAAACGCACACAGAAGUCAGAACAGUGGCAGCCCUCAGUGGAAGCACUAGAAAGCAGAAGAGCAUCAAAGAAACAUGAAGAAGAGAGGAAGAGGUUUCUAGCACAUGAAGCUAAUGAAAUUACAAAAUACAGUUCCUUUGAGGAAGAAACCACACAUCCUGUUCCUGAAAAAACAGGAGACCGCCAUAAAGAGACAACAUACAGCUUCCUGAGGAAGGGCAGCUUGGAACUGUUUAGUUCACAAGGACUUUUUCAGCCUCUUGAACAGAAGGAAAUUAAUACUGGCAUGCAAGGUAAAUGGGAAGUCAAAGAAGGCCAGUCCUUUGAAGAAAAGAUGGAUUUUGAAAGUGUUAUGAAAAGCAAGACUUGGCAAAGAGACCCCGCUGAGCCUGCUUCUGAACUCACCAGCACAUCAGCAAUGAGGACGGUUUCACAAACUGCAGCUGCGGCAUCCUGUAGACUGCAGGAACUCUCUGAGCAAUUGGAAGGCAAAUUUUAUAAGAAUUCCUGUGAGAUGUUUUCCAUUGGAGAGAGCAAAGCACAAACAACUGAGGAUGUCCUUGAUAAUUCCGGCAAAACUAUGUCAAUUAAGGAAAGGUUGGCAUUGCUGAAGAAGAGUGGUGAAGAAGAUUGGAAGAGCAGGCUCAGCAAAAAGCAGGAGUAUGCAAAAGUCCCUGCUGCUGAUCGUAGUAUGCAGAUGCAAGAAGUUGAGCAGCUGUUGAAGAAGGAACCUGUAUAUGCUUCUACUUACUCUCCUGUUAUACCCGCUCUCCAUAAAUUUCAUCCUUUUCUACCUAUUAAUCAGGUCUGUAGUACUAGUUUGAAAGAAUCAAGCUCUCUGAUUUCUGAUGAACGUCAUCCUUGGAGAUGGAAGCAAAGAAUGGCAGAUAACCAGGAGAGUCAAAUGACCAUUGAGGAAAGGAAACACCUGAUUACAGCUCGAGAAGAAGCCUGGAAGUCCAAGGGUAAAGGAGCAGCCAAUGACUCCACACAGUUCACUGUAGCUGGCCGAAUGGUAAAAAAAGGCCUGGCUUCUCCAAGUGCUCUAACAUCAGUAGCAUCCCCAUACAGUAACCGGCAGAAGUCUACAAAGCCCUUGGAAGAAAUUGAAGCCAGGCCUGAUAUGCAAUUGGAAUCAGAUAUGAAGCUUGACAAGUUGGAAUCGUUCUUGGGAAGGCUGAAUAACAAAGUUGCUGGGAUGCAAGAGACAGUGCUGACAGUUACAGGAAGAUCCGUGAAAGAGGUGAUGAAGCUGGAUGAUGAUGAAACAUUUUCCAAAUUCUAUCGCCAUGUGGAUUUCCCUUCUUCCUCAGUGCCUUUGGACCUUGAUGAGGACUUUGAUGCCAUCUUUGAUCCUUAUGCACCAAAGUUGAUAUCUUCUGUAGCAGAGCACAAACGUGCAGUUAGGCCUACACGCAGAGUCCAGUCCUCAAGAAACCCACUGAAAAUGCUGGCAGCAAGACAAGAUAUUCUUCAUGAAUACACUGAACAAAGACUGAAUGUUGCCUUCAUGGAGUCAAAGAGAAUGAAAGUAGAAAAAAUGUCUACAAACUCAAAUUUCUCAGAAGUAGCACUUGCUGGCCUGGCAAGCAAAGAGAACUUCAGCAACAUUAGCCUGCGGAGUGUUAAUCUAACAGAGCAAAACUCUAACAACAGUGCUGUGCCAUACAAGAAGCUAAUGCUCCUGCAAAUUAAAGGAAGAAGACAUGUUCAAACAAGAUUAGUUGAACCUAGAGCCUCAUCACUGAACAGUGGAGACUGUUUCCUGUUGUUAACUCCACAUUUAUGUUUCUUAUGGGUAGGAGAGUUUGCAAAUGUCAUAGAAAAAGCAAAGGCUUCAGAACUUGCAACUUUAAUUCAGACAAAGAGGGAACUUGGCUGUAGAGCUUCUUAUAUACAAACUAUAGAAGAAGGAAUAAAUACCCAUACCCAUGCAGCCAAAGACUUCUGGAAACUCCUUGGUGGACAGACAAAUUACCAGUCUGCUGGAAGUCCUGAAGAAGAUGAAAUGUAUGAAGCUGCAAUAAUAGAAACAAAUUGCAUUUACCGCCUUGUAGAAGAUAAGCUCAUUCCUGAGGAUGACUACUGGGGAAAGGUGCCAAAAUGCACCCUGCUACAACCAAAAGAGGUGCUGGUGUUUGAUUUUGGCAGUGAAGUAUAUGUAUGGCAUGGAAAGGAAGUUACUUUAGCACAGAGAAAAGUGGCAUUCCAGCUGGCAAAACACUUGUGGAAUGGCACCUUUGACUACUCCAAUUGUGACAUAAAUCCUCUGGAUCCAGGAGAAUGCAAUCCCCUUAUACCCAGAAAGGGACAAGGACGCCCAGACUGGGCUGUGUUUGGCAGACUCACAGAACAUAACGAGACCAUACUGUUCAAAGAAAAAUUUCUUGACUGGACAGAACUGAAGAAACUCAAUGAGAAGAAUUCUAGUGAAUCCCUUCACCAGAAGGAAGAAUCCAGAUCUGACUCUAAACCAUAUGAUGUCAUGUUAAUGGUACCUGUGCCUCAAACAACUGUAGGCACUGUCUUGGAUGGAAUGAAUAUUGGCCGGGGCUAUGGACUUGUAGAAGGAGAAGAUGGGAGGCAGUUUGAAAUUAUCACUGCAUCUGUGGAUGUCUGGCACAUUCUGGAAUUUGACUACAGUAGACUACCUAAGCAAAGCAUAGGGCAAUUCCAUGAGGGAGACACAUAUGUGGUGAAGUGGAAGUACAUGGUGAGCACUACAGUUGGAAGCAGACAAAAAGGAGAGCAACAAGUAAGGGCUGUUGGAAAAGAGAAAUGUGUAUAUUUCUUUUGGCAAGGAAGGCACUCCACAGUGAGUGAAAAAGGAACAUCGGCACUGAUGACAGUGGAACUCGAUGAAGAGAGAGGAGCACAGGUACAAGUGCUUCAAGGGAAAGAACCCCCAUGCUUCCUGCAGUGCUUCCAAGGAGGGAUGAUUGUGCAUGCUGGAAGAAGGGAAGAGGAAGAAGAAAAUGCACAAAGUGACUGGAGGCUAUAUUGCGUGCGAGGAGAAGUUCCCAAUGAAGGAAACUUACUUGAAGUAGCAUGUCACUGCAGCAGCCUGCGCUCCCGGACAUCCAUGAUUGUCCUCAAUAUAAAUAAAGCUCUUAUCUACCUGUGGCAUGGCUGCAAAGCUCAAUCUCACACCAAGGAUGUAGGAAGAACAGCAGCCAAUAAAAUAAAAGAACAAUGCCCACUGGAGGCAGGGCUGCACAGCAGCAGCAAGGUGACAAUUCAUGAAUGUGAUGAAGGGUCAGAGCCCUUGGGAUUCUGGGACGCGUUAGGAAGGAGAGAUCGAAAGGCCUAUGAUUGCAUGUUGCAAGAUCCUGGAAAGUUUAAUUUCACCCCCCGACUGUUCAGCCUCAGUAGUUCAUCAGGAGAAUUCUCAGCCACUGAGUAUGUUUACCCUUCAAGAGACCCUGCUGUCAUCAAUUCCAUGCCAUUCUUGCAAGAGGAUCUUUACACUGCCCCACAACCAGCACUGUUCCUUGUUGACAAUCACCAUGAAGUGUACCUGUGGCAAGGCUGGUGGCCUGUGGAAAACAAAAUCACUGGAUCAGCUCGAAUCAGGUGGGCUACAGACAGGAAAUGCGCCAUGGAGACAGUGCUCCAGUACUGCAAAGGAAAAAAUGUAAAGAAGCCCCCAAAAUCCUAUCUAAUUCAUGCUGGCCUAGAGCCUCUGACGUUCACUAAUAUGUUCCCAAGUUGGGAACACAGGGAAGACAUCGCGGAGAUCACAGAAAUGGAUGCGGACGUUUCUAAUCAGAUAAUACUUGUAGAGGAUGUGCUAGCCAAGCUGUGUAAAACCGUGUAUCCAUUAGCAGAUCUUUUAGCUAGGCCUCUGCCUGAGGGAGUUGAUCCACUGAAGCUUGAAAUUUAUCUUUCAGAUGAGGACUUUGAGGUUGCAUUAGAGAUGACAAGAGAGGAGUACAAUGCACUGCCAUCUUGGAAGCAGGUUAACCUGAAGAAGGCAAAAGGACUUUUCUAAGCUGUGUUUAUGGGAGUGAGCACUAAAGGGAUGUCCGUUCUCACUUUCUAUGUCCUUUAGAAGAAUUGUACCCUAUAUUUACAGAACAAAUAGAAAUAAUCUGAAGUUAUUAGUGACUACCUAUCUGGAGGUGUGUAAUAUUAUAAAAGGCCAAGAGAACUCUUUGAAAAUGGAAUUCAGUUUUGACUUUUAAAGGCAACAUGUUUAAGCUCGGCUCUCCUAUGCACUUAAACAGUAGUUUCUUGAACUACUGCUUCAGGUGUCCUUUGGCUAUAUACAAUACUUGCCAUUUUUGUUUUUAAAGAAGUUCUCUUUGUAAAGUGUUAUUUUGUUAGUUUGUGGAUUACAAAGAAUUUAUAUUUAUAUAAACACAUAGAACAAGUAUGUAUUUAACAAUGCAAUAUAUAUUCACUUUCGAGACUUUCAUGUCAAAACUACAGAAAAGUAGCUGGAUGGCAGUUGCUUGUACUGAAUUAGCUAUACCACCAAUAUGUAUCUCCUACGCAUUCUGAAAAGUUUCUCUUUGCAAUAGUUUAAGAAUUGUUCUCAGUGCUGCUUCAGGUGCUAAACCGAACAAAGCGUUUGUAUUUAUAGCAUGGAUUUCUUGAGAAACUAUGCGAAUCAACCUUUAUACUUUAUUAUCCAAAAAUGUAUAGUGCCUUGUUUUUUGUGUACAGUUUAUAUACAAAAAAAAAAGAUUGGUCUGCAUUUUGAAGAUGGCUUAGAACAGUCUCCCAUGUUACUUUUAUAAUAGUAGAAAUAAAAACAUCUCAGUUUCUAAUACUUGUUGUAAACAUUAAAAAUGUCUUUUGUGAUAUAAGAACUGAAAGUAAAAGCUUCUGAAUAAACUCCUAGCGAUGCUCUGGCUUGUCAUUAUCUUGUACUGCUAAGUAAUUGGAACCUUCCAUAACAUGGUAUUUUCUCAAAAUAUUUUAACUUUAGAUGUCUGCAGGUAUUGUACAGAGUUAUAAUUUGAGAAGCAGAUAAUGUAGAAAAUAAUCAAGGUAUGAGAUAAAAUUAUGUUGGGCAACACUUUAAUGCUGAAUGUUGGAACAGUCACACAACUCCUGUAUCUUUUGGGUUUCCCUGUUUUAUAUAUGAAACCAAAAUUGUUAUGCUGAUUUUCAAACUUUGAAAAAAUCUUUUCAACCUUUGUGCAAUUGGGAGUAAAACUUGAGCUGCAAAUGAA